Jatropha curcas is the source of this 908-nucleotide messenger RNA. Its product is annotated as ubiquitin-conjugating enzyme E2 28. The record is from RefSeq and is a predicted model, not a curated record. Lineage: Eukaryota; Viridiplantae; Streptophyta; Magnoliopsida; Malpighiales; Euphorbiaceae.
CCAAACAAGGAAAGUCGCUUUUAAUUUUUCUAUCGACGCACUCAACUCAACGCAUUUUUUGACCUUUCUAAACUUUUAUACCUUUCUCUGCUCGCCUCUUUGCACCUUUUGUCAAGUUUGUUCUCUUUUUCUCUCUCAAUCAGAGGCGAUCCUCGAGGUUUUUCAAUGGCUUCCAAGCGGAUCUUGAAGGAGCUCAAGGAUCUCCAGAAGGAUCCUCCUACCUCUUGCAGCGCUGGUCCGGUAGCUGAGGACAUGUUUCACUGGCAAGCAACAAUAAUGGGUCCUCCUGACAGUCCUUACACUGGAGGCGUGUUUCUAGUUACUAUUCAUUUUCCUCCUGAUUAUCCAUUUAAGCCACCUAAGGUUGCAUUCAGGACAAAGGUUUUUCACCCAAAUAUUAACAGUAAUGGCAGCAUUUGCCUUGACAUUCUAAAGGAGCAGUGGAGCCCAGCCCUGACAAUAUCUAAGGUGUUGCUCUCCAUAUGUUCCCUCUUGACGGACCCAAACCCAGAUGAUCCCUUGGUGCCAGAAAUUGCUCACAUGUACAAGACAGACAGGGCCAAGUACGAGGCAACUGCUAGGAGCUGGACACAGAAGUAUGCCAUGGGAUAGCUCAGUCUAUGGUUGGGAGAUUUAGAUGUCAAUCAUUGUUGUGUACAAAUGAUGUGUGUUUUCCCAUGUCUAAUGCUCUCUGUUAUGAACAAAUGAAGAGUCGAUUUACACAUUGCAUCCUUGAAAAAAAACAAAAAGAUAAUUUAGGUUGUGUUGCGUAAGCUUAUCUUGAACUGUGAAAAGAUCUGUAGUUGAUAUUUAAUGGUACCAUUUAAUCCAUUAUAUAAUAUGUAUUGAACCCUGGAGAUUCUAACUUCCUUUGGUAAUGUAACAUAACAUAUUUGAUCUGUGCACGA